Drosophila gunungcola (fruit fly) is the source of this 5961-nucleotide messenger RNA. RefSeq names its product protein abrupt (gene ab). The transcript is spliced from 8 exons. Gene Ontology annotation, biological process: regulation of transcription by RNA polymerase II. Lineage: Eukaryota; Metazoa; Arthropoda; Insecta; Diptera; Drosophilidae. Gene Ontology annotation, cellular component: nucleus. Bases 1029 to 3812 code for a protein of 927 amino acids. Gene Ontology annotation, molecular function: protein binding. The record is from RefSeq and is a predicted model, not a curated record.
UUUCAGCUGCUCUUUUUUUACAACCUGAUUUUUAUGAAUGAAUGCAGCUACAGCGAAAAAAACAAAAACCGCAACAAAAGAGCGAGAUAGCGCGAGUCGCGUGCACAGGAGCGAAAUCGCUGGGGAAUCGGAGGGGCGCCCAAAAAAGCAGGGGUCGGGAAAAGCGGACAGUUGUGCAGUGUUGAAAAGUCAAACUAAAUUCAAAAUCGGCUAAAAGAAAAGUGCUUAAAGUCACAUUAACAAACCCACAAAACAAAUCCAAAAAGGGAAAUCCUUCGAAUAAUAACCCUCAGUGUUUCAAAAGUGUUCAAAUUUUACAAUUGUGUCAUCGCAUCUAUAAAAUCAGCGACUGUUUCUCCAUCAUCGUGAUUUUCCAAUAAAAAUAGAAGAAAAACGUUACAAGCGACACUGGCCAGCAGAGUCAAGGUUGUGCAGCUGAAGGGAGAAGAAGCCACUGCAGCAGCCGCAUAAAUUCAAGAAGAAUACCAACUGCAGCAGCAACACCAUUUAAUUUACAGCAGCAGCACUGGAGCAAGCUGCAACUUCAGCUAUUGACACAGCAGCAACAUCCAUAUACGAAAGCUAAACCACAUUACCAAAUUCUUGUGGAAUCAUCUACAGCAGCAACAUCUACAUAUAUUGCUACAGCCUCAGAGAAAGCGGCAUUAACCAGCAGCAACAUCACAUUGGCUUGGUCCGUCCAUGGGCGCCGCGGCAAACAAAGUCCGGUGAAAAUGGACAAAGGCCGUGCGAGGCUGCCGCCGAAUUAGCAGAGAAGCCGGAAAAUCCACACACGGACGGGCAGUGCAAAUAUUUGCCAGGCUCCCACAAAGAGCAGGACACACACGACAAAGGAGUCCAGAAAAGGGAAAAGGGAAGGCAUUUGUGCGACAAUAGCCAAGGAAUUAGCCACAAAAGAAGGAGCAGCCGGGUCCAUUAAGACAACUAAGCCAAUAGAACGAGAACAGCCCCAUCGGAGCCCGUCAGAGCCCAUCAGAUCCCAUCCCGGCUAGACGAGGUCCACUUAAAUGACCGAAUCCACCCAGCUGCAGACGGCGGAGAACAACAACGCGGGCGUGGUCAAAAUGGAGCCCCCGCCGCCGGCGACCUCCUCCGUUUCCGUUUCCGCCGCCGCCGCCGCCCACGCCCUCUCCUCCCUAUCCUCGCUCUCGAUGGCCGCCACCGGAUCCGCCCUCUCGCCGGCCACGCCCCCGCCCUCCCUGAACCACUCACACCAGCAGCAGCAAUCGCAGCACCAGCACCAACAGCAGCAGCAGCACUACGCCCUCAAGUGGAACGACUUCCAGAGCUCGAUCCUCAGCUCCUUCCGGCAUCUGCGCGACGAGGAGGACUUCGUGGACGUGACGCUGGCCUGCGACGAGCGCUCCUUCACCGCCCACAAGGUGGUUCUCAGCGCCUGCAGCCCCUACUUCCGCCGGCUGCUCAAGGCCAAUCCCUGCGAGCACCCGAUCGUCAUCCUGCGCGAUGUGCGCUGCGACGACGUUGAGAAUCUGCUGAGCUUUAUGUACAAUGGUGAGGUGAAUGUGAGCCACGAACAGUUGCCCGACUUCCUGAAGACCGCUCACCUGCUGCAGAUUCGUGGUCUGGCGGAUGUCAACGGUGGCUAUCCCUACUCCAAGGCCCUGUCCGCCGCCUUAAGUCACAACAACAGCAGCAGCAGCAGCAGCAGCAACAACAACAACAGCAGCAGCAACAGCCUGAGCAACAAUAAUAACAACAACAACAAUGCCGAGAACAGCAAUCACAACAAGAUUAGCAGCUAUUUGCCACCCAAUCAAACGAGUGCCCCGAGCAACAACAACGGCAGCAGCAGCAACAACCACAGCAGCAGCAACAGCAACAACAGCAGCAGCAGCAACAACAACAACAACAACCUAAGCGGAUCCCUGAACAGCAGCCUGAAUUCACCUUUCAGUGCGCCGCAGAUACCGCCACCGGUUACCGCUUCGAGUGCAGCGGCAGCAGCAGCAGCGGCUGCAUCCCUAACCGCCGCAGUGGCAGCAGCAGCGGCAGCAACAGUCAGCGGCAGCGGCGGUACGAGCGGUACGCCCGCCAUCCAGGAGCUGAAGGCAUCGUCGGCAGCGUCGCCCGUAAGAAACCCGAAUCAAACUCCCAAUCCCGGCAAAGCCAGCAGCAGCAACCACUGGGACAUGGGCGAGAUGGAGGGCAGUCGGAAGAGCCACCUGACGCCGCCGCCACAGAAACGCAUCAAGAGCGCCGACUUGUUCCGGGCCCAGCAUGGCAUCAGUCCGGAGCGAUUGCUGCUCGAUCGCGAGUUUCCCGUGGCGGGACAGCAUCCGCUCACGCGGAACAGAGGCGGUCGGGACACCUCCAAGGACCGGGAGCGCAAUAUGGAGCUGAGGGAGUCGCUACUCGGACAGGCUCUGGAAAACAGCAACGGACAGCAGGCCAAUCAGAAACACGAUCUCGGCCAGAGCGCGGGUGAGGAUUCGAACAGCAGUGAUACGGAACCCUCGGAUCGAGGUGAUGGUCAGCACGAUGGAACCCUCGACGGCAUCGACAAUCAGCGCUCGCACUCGUUCCCCAAUGCAUUCCUUGGCCUGCAGGGCAUUCCCGGUCUUCUGCCCGGACCCUCCGGCAUCAACAGUGAUUUCGGCACAUUCCUGAACGCCAAGAGUGCCAUCAAGCAGGAGGUUCUGGAGCCGGAUGUGGAGGAGGAUCUUCUCCAGCAGCAGCAGCCACAUGAAGCCCAUGCUGCCGACCGUCGUCCUGCGGCCUGCAAGUUGGCCAAACUGAUGCAACAGCAGCAGCAGCAGCGGCACUUGUUCGACCAGCGACGCAGCCACCACCAGCCGCACCACCACCACCAGCCACAUCAUCGCCACCACCACCACCACCACCACCAAAACCAUCAGCAUCGUAUUAAUAAUAACAAUAAUAAUAAUACCAAGAAGAACCGCUCGGCCAACUCAUCGCCCACGCCGUCGGCUCGGUCCUGGAACGACAGCGAGGAGGAUCAGGACAUGCAGGACUGCAGCAGCGGCAACCACAACCAGCAGCAGCAGCAACAACAGGCGCUACAGCAGCAGCAACAGCAGCAGCAUCAGCAGCAGCAGCAGCACAACAGCAACGAGGACGAGGACGAUCGCUCCUCCUCCGCCUCCUCGGCCAUUUCGCUGACCAUGAAGAGAACGCGCCAGGAUAGCGAGUCCACGCUCUACCAAACGCUGCUCAUGAAGCAGGAGCAACACCAACAGCAGCAGCAGCAGCAGCACCAGCAGCAACACAAGCAACACCAGCAACAGCAGCAGUACCUGGAUGAGCUGCAACAGUCGCACCAGCAGCAGCUGACGGCCAAUCUCUUUAUGGCCAGGACCAUUGCGCUGAGCAGGUCGCGCGAUUUCCCGGAACUCUUUCAGAACACCAUUGCUGCGGCGGCUGCCUCGGCCAGCAGUCCGGGCAACAAUGCGAGCGGACCAGGUGGCCAGGUGGCGGGACCAGGACAAGGACCUGGAGCAGUCGUUGCCGCCCCAGUGACUGUGGGCGGCAGCGGCAGCGGAGGAGCGGCCACUUCGGCCGGCAGCAGCAACUACAUGCUGCCCUGUCCGCUGUGCGAAACGCCGCUGGAGCAGCGCGUCUUCCGCCAGCACCUGGACCGCCACUAUCCGCGCGACAGUCCCGUCUGUCCGGUGAUCGAGUGCGGUCGCCGCUUUGCGCACCCCAACUCCGUGCGGAACCACAUGCGCAUCAAGCAUACCCUGCAGUGGGCCAAGAUGAAGGCCAUGCGCUCCUCGGGCGGCCCCUUCGCCGGCGGUCCCGACUUCAAAUGAAACUGCGAGGCCGUCGGCUAAACGCUACUCCGCGCGUAGUCAGUCCCGCUAAAAGCUUUCUACGUUGCUGCUUCUCAGUCAGUCAAUGGCGACAAUAAAUCGAAUCUAACUCGCAAUCCCAGAGUCCCAAAGGAAUCACCCUGUCUCGCGACACUCGCAUCUAUCGUAGAUAGCCAAAAGUAGUCCAAGUCCCAGUCGGAGUCCACUAUAACUAAAGCUGUAACUGGAACUCGAACUGUAACUCUAACUCUAACUGUAACUGUAACUAUAAGCGCACGAGAGAUCCUUGCCUGUGGGCCAACAACUGCAUCGCUUACUGCCCGCCAGUUAGCCAAGGAAGCUUCCCCAAAUGAUCGUUUUCUUAACUGAAACAACUAUUUUUAACAGUCUUUGUCAGGUUUCAGUCAAAGGGGAUGCGCUGAUACAGAUUCAAAAACUAAUAAAAGGACUUACUUGGGUUCAUUAUAGGUUUUCUAGGCUUUCCAAGAACUUAAGGGCUUAUUCAUAUAUUUACUGGUGCUUUUCCAUAAAAUAUCCCUAAACUUCAUUAAAGCCAUUAUAAUUAUAUCUAAAUUUUUGGUUAUUUAGUUUUCCAAUACAAAUUAUUGUUCUUAUUCAAUAACAGUUUUCAGUCAGCAGGAAUUUGUUGAGCAUCCAGAUGCAGUAAAGCUUUUAAAAUCCAUCAUGGAUUCACUUCCUUUCUCAAAGGUUUUAUUGAUAUCUGUACUGUUUCUUUAUCUUAACAAGUUAACCAAACCCUUAUUAUUAUUUCUUAGUUCGGAUAUAAACCUAAACUCAGUUAGGACUUACUUGAAUCUAGCUUGUUUGUUUUUUUUUAUUUCCUACUCAAGAAACCUAAUGCAAAUAUUCUUUGACAACUCAUAAGAUUAUUUAAAUUUUUACUUUUAUUUCCUUUAUUUCUCAACGAUUCCUAAAUAGUGCAGUUUAUUGAUACCAUUAAUAUUAUUUCUAAAUUCAGAUAAACAUUUUGUGUAUUUAUUUUUUCCAUGAAACCAACUAACAACAAGUGCUAAAAUUUUAGCUAAGAAAUGAUGUUGAAAACAUUGAGUGAGGAGGAGCUUCUUAGCUGGCGGCGGUAGAUAAAACGCUUUGGGUUAGGAUUACUUACAACAAUUAAUACGUUCCUAUAUGCGAUAAAGUAUAUUACAUAUGCAGACACCUACAGCUCUGAUAUGUUUAGCUAAGGCAAAAUCAAAUCUCAAACUUUAAAUUCCUUUACAUUAGCUGAGAGAGAGAUACGAAGAAUCUGUGGGACUCGGCUCCAGAAACGCUCCAGUAAAGCAUGUGCAGUAUUAAAGUGAAAAAGCAACCGAAACCAAAACCAAAACCAAAACCGAAAAACUACUCACAAGAAGAAUAAUAACAUUAAUUCAUAGAGUUACAUAAGCAAAAUACGUACGAUUAAGCCAUAGAGGGUGAGAUAACUAUGUAGAUAAAGAGCUAAAACAAGCAAACAAGCAAACAAAGAAUAUAGAAAUAUAUAAAGUAGUUAUUAUGAAUAUUGAUACUGAAACAAAAUAGAAUGUGCCUGCGUAAUAUAUUUUUAGCCAAAACAAAAAAAAAAACGAAAGAAAAUUAAACGUGAAAACUGAAAAAAGAAAACUAAAAACACAAGUAAACUAAAGUUGAGCAUUAAAAAGAGAUACCAAAAACUGAAAACGAUUUGUAUUAGAGAAAGUUGAAAAUUCAAGGAGAUGAUAUAUUUUGUUGAUUACCUUAGGUUGACUAAACUGUAAUUCGAUUCGAUUGGCGGCAUAACACUCCAAGAGCAGACAUACGUAAAAAGGUUCCUAUAAUGUUAAUCAAAACAAAAACACACUAAAAACUAAAACCAAAACUUAAAACCAAAAUCGAAGCUUCAGUGCAAAACUGGCUAAAGAAGGACGAGUAUCGAGGCUGUAUUCGAUAUUGACUAAACAUAAAUUCUAUUUCGAAGCGGACAAUUUUACAAUUGUAGUUUAUAAAGCCUAAAAACAAGAGAAAACAAGCAGUUUGUAUGCCAUUUUAGUUUGCAAAAUUGUCUGAGGGGCAAAAACAAAUGUAUCUAGAACGACGAGUAUCUUGUAUCUGUGUUGCCUGCGGGAAUGCAAAUCUAUUUUGGUGAACAAUAAAGAGCAAACGAAGACGA